Messenger RNA from Cladocopium goreaui, 416 nucleotides. NCBI's taxonomy places the organism in Eukaryota, Dinophyceae, Suessiales, Symbiodiniaceae. The record is from the annotation of a GenBank genome assembly.
GAUGGGCUUUCGUUAAAGACCUGGGCUCAUCAAAUUGUAGUCUCGACUCGCUGGAUGUACAGGAUGGCUCCAUUUUUGUCGUUGAGAUGAAUCACAUUGAGAUCUAUCGCGGUUCAGCGCGGUCCUUGCGUUUCCAGCCCAAUGCGACGCGGUUUGGACGCGGUGCCAACGGCUCCGCGACACCGCUUUAUGUGCGUGUGGGACGGAUCGGUCAAGGACUUGCGCGACAGGUGAUCUCUGCAAGCCAGGUGCUGGCCCUCCAAUACGGAAGCCCUUCGCAAUCAGCCUUGACCUGGCCUUAUGAUUCUACAGUGGACGAUUGCAAGAAAGCCACAACAAUCUUCCAACAGCCGGAGUGGACUUUAGAUGGCUACGUGUGAUCGUCCAGGUGUGUGCUGCUGAUUAAUGAUAUGAAA